AUAUACAUAUAUACACUCUUUCCACUACACAGAACACAGAACAGGUUGGCUGCCAGGGGCUGCAUGCAGCUGAUGUUAUGACAGAGCAAGAAAUGCAGCAGCCAUGAACCAGCUGUGUAUGGAGCCCUGCAGAGCCCUGCAAGACGGCAUUAGACAGCAGCUGAGCCGCGCUGGAGGAGAGUUUCGUCUCCAGAGAGUGCAACUAGAGACCAGACCAAGAAAGCUAGAAGACAGGAUACUGGUCACAACAUGCUGGAGAUUCUAUAUAUUCUACGUCAAACUGCCAGCAAAGAUUGAAAGUUCAUUCAGUGUGCUGGAAAUCCGAUCUCUCACAGCUAUCAGUCCUAGCCAGAUACUCAUUGAAACAGAGAAAGGAAACUUCCAGCUGACGCUGACUGCUCAGAAUUCAGAUCAGCUGAUUAACGGCAUCCAGGCCACACUCUCCAAAAUAUUUCCAACUCCAGACACAGUAUGUUUGGUCAGGCGACAAUAUCCCGAGUCCGCGGACAGUUCCCGAAAUUCAUCUCCAAACUCCGACACUGCUGGGCUUCCCGCUACAACUGGAUCUGCGGUGGUUUUUUCAGAGACGUAUGCUGCUCUUUGUGACUAUAAUGGCGUGUGUUGCAGAGAAGAGGUUCAGUGGGAUGUGGAUAUGAUUUAUCACUCUCAGGACAGCCGGGAAUUUAACUUGCAGGACUUCAGCCAUCUGGAAAGCAGGUCAGCUGCUCUGGUUGUUGCAGCUCUGGCGUAUAAUCAGUAUUUUCUCAGGCUCCAGGCCGCAAAUCUCAAACUGGGAUCGGAGGUGACAGAACAGAUCCUACAUUGUGUGGGCCGAUCACAGCACCUAGAGGAGCUAAUCCUAGAGGACUGCGGACUGAGAGCUGAUUUCGCUCUCCGCUUGGCCUCUGUGUUGUCAGAUAAUGCAGCCUCCUCUUUGCAUUCGCUGAACCUGUCACACAACCCCCUGGAAGACCGAGGAAUCUCUGCUCUCUCCCAGCAAUUCCUGUAUUUUCAUGCUGGACUUAGGAGCCUCAAUUUGAGUAAAACAAACAUCACCGCGAGAGGAGCACUCUCUCUGUGUCAGUCUCUCUGCCAGAAUGCUCUUUUCUCCUCCUCGUUGCACUCACUGACCCUCAGUAAGAACCCUGGACUUCUCGGGAGCGAGGAGACCAAUGCACUUUAUACUUUUCUGUCUCACCCAAAUUCGUUGGUUUAUUUGGAUCUCUCAGGAACAGACUGUGCUGUGGACACUAUUUUUGGUGCAUUAGCUCUUGGUUGUUGCUCUUGUCUCUCACAUCUUGACCUUUCUAAGAAUUCUCUUUCACAUCGAAGAACACCAGAGACACUGCCGUCUGUGGAGAAAUUUUUUGGCAGCUCAUUGUCACUGUCCAAUGUAUCAUUAAGUGGAACCAAAGUGCCCCCAGAACUCUUGAGAGCCAUGCUUCAGGGGCUGUGUUCCAACACUCACCUGCAGGAUGUUCAUAUUGACUUAAGCAGUUGUGAGCUGCGGUCUGCAGGUGCACAGAUAUUACAGGAACUUUUCCCUCCAAUCAGCAGUGUUGGGAGCCUGAACAUAUCUGAUAAUGGAUUAGACUCUCAUUUACUCUCCCUUGUCCCUGCUUUGGGCAGAAGUAGGCAUCUCAAACAUCUUUCGAUUGGCAGAAACUUCUCAGUUAAGUCACGGGUCCUAGAGGAGAUUCUUCAAAGAAUCGUGAAUGUCCUUCAGGAUGAAGACUGUUGCCUCCAGUCUCUGUCUCUCACAGACUCUCGAUUGAAGUCUCGCACAUGUAUUGUUUUAAAUGCUCUGGGGAGUAACACAUCUCUUCAGGAAUUGGAUAUCAGUGGUAAUGGGAUGUCUGACAUUGGUGCCAAGAUGCUAGGAAAAACCCUGCAGAUAAAUAGCACACUGCGGUCUGUUCUUUGGGACAGGAAUGCUGUUUCCGCUUCUGGAUUUAUGGAUGUAGCUCGAGCUCUUGAGAAAAAUAGAACCCUGCGCUUCAUGUCCUUUCCUGUUGGUGACAUUUGCCAGGCAUACCAGAGACACCCUGAGAGAGCUGAAAGUGCCUGGAGGAAGAUACAUAGCUGUCUCCUUCGAAACUCUCAGACAUUGGCUGUCUCUGACCAAAGAGCCCUCCGGCUUCAACAGGGUGUGACGAGCAGUGCGGAACAGAUGCUACAAACACUGUCCAUGUUGAUACAAGAUCACAUCAAUGCUCUGCGCUCCUGUGACCUGGAAACUGUACAAGAAGACAUCAUAUGUGCGAGACAGCUCCUCAGAGAUGCCAAGAACUGUCGCGCUUUAUUACCACGUCUCCUGGAAGCAGGCAGCUGGCUGUCUCCUUCAGGCCCUGCUCAGAGGCUCCUUGAGACAGUCUCGUAUGAACUGUCUCGAGCAGUGGACAGGGAAUUGCAGAACAUUGCAGACACCAUGUGGGAGGCUACUCAGGAUCUCUUCCCGGGAGCGGCGCGGGAUGCACAGCGUGGAGGAGCAAUGCUCUGCAGGCUUCGAGAACAACAUGGACUCAGCCCACCCCAUAUACGUGAUAUGCUUAGGCAGGUGGGGAAUGAAUUACAUAAUAAGCUGAGGGCUGCACAGCUGUCCCUCAUGACGCGUCUCAGUAAUUCUGUUUUGGAGCAAGUUCUACAGGAAAUGCAAAGAACACAUAGAAAGCUGGCCCGUCAUAGAUCUCAGCUGCAGGCUCUUAUGGAGGAGGAACAGAGGAUUAUGGGAUAUAUCCCUCAGACACCACCCAGGAAUAAACAGGAAACACAUGAAGGAGAGAUGUAUUCCAGCAUUGAUACAAUGGUAAUAAAGAAACGUCUUCAAGGCAGGAAAAUCCGGCCCGUGUCUGCAUUUAUCAGUGUGAGUGAGCAGGAAUUAAGCCCCAAGACCCUAGAUUUGGGUUCCCCUGGCUCCCGUGAACUCAGUUCUCCACCCGCGCUCUCCUCAUCUGCUAGCAGUCAGCUCUCUCGCUCUCUAAGCGUAUCUCUAGAAGGUCUUUCUGAACUACCCACAGAAGGGAGUAAACUGCAGCACCAGACCCGGGACAGGCCGAAACAACAAUCCCGCAGAGCACCAGGAGGAGGCAAGAUCCGAGGUCCAGCAUCUGACUCAGAACGCCCUGAUCCUGCUAUAGAUGAAGGCUUGGAUGAGUUUUUCCAUCGGACAGUAUUAACGCAAUCAAACAGUGUAUCUUCAGCUCCACAAAGUGAAACAGAUGCUCCCCCCAAAAGAAGGCGUAGGAGCUUGUUCCAUUUCCGCAGAAGCCGGACCCCAAAGAGAGAACGAGACAGGGGAAGAACUGUGCCUCCACCUUCCCCUGGUCCUGAACCUUCAGAUCACAUGAAGCUGGAGAACUUUCCAAUUACUAAUGGGACAACAGUCAGCAAUGGUGCUGAACUUCACAGUAUGGGAGGAGUGAGGGGCUUGCCAGGGAGAGGGACACCGUCUUGUGACCCACCACUGGAAGAAGUGCAGCCUGCAAGAGUACGAGGAGUUCCGCUUCCUGGAAUGGAUGGAGUCCGUGUGUGGAAGGAGAUGGAAUUGGCAGGAGGAACUAAUUGUGUUCCUGAUGACAGAAGACGCUCCUCUGGGGAUGGGGAGGAGGGUGCUACGUUUGAGGACAGACAGCCUUGUUUCUCCAACGGAGACAGAAACAAUCAGAAGAAUUUAUCAAGAGAAGAGGGGGGUCUUACUGAUUCCUGCCCCCCUUCUGCAGAACUUCGGCCAGUUGCUGCCCCACGAGGUAGGAAAGUGUCUUGUGGGGGGGGGCACAGCGAGACCGAAAGUUCAGAAGAGACGAGGAAGGAAAUCCCAGUGCCCAAACCUCGAAUCAGAGAACCUGGGAAAGAGGCGGCCCCCCCAGUGGGAGAUGGAGCACCUCCAGUUCGGCGGCCUCCUCUAAAGCCACAACGCUCUCGGAGGAUGCAGUCAUGUGACUUAGCUCAACCCACACACCCUGUGGCUGGCACGAAUCUGACAUUUCAAAUAAAUGAACAAAAAAAUGCCUCAGACAGGUGAUGCCUUGCACCGUGGAAUGCGCCACACGGCUGAAGCCAAAGAGAGAGAUGCUAAGAGUCUGCCAUCGUCUGCUUGACUCUCAAUCAUCUGGAAAACUUGAAAUGUGACUUACUGGAAAUCUGCCUGUGAAUACACCAUAUACAGUCUGAACAACCUGAAAACUGGUUGCACUGAGAGGCCUAUAACAAAUGAUUGUGCA
Messenger RNA from Bufo bufo (common toad), 4220 nucleotides. It is a transcript of the gene CARMIL3, whose product is annotated as capping protein regulator and myosin 1 linker 3. NCBI's taxonomy places the organism in Eukaryota, Metazoa, Chordata, Amphibia, Anura, Bufonidae. Gene Ontology annotation, biological process: cell migration; regulation of Arp2/3 complex-mediated actin nucleation. Gene Ontology annotation, molecular function: protein binding. The record is from RefSeq and is a predicted model, not a curated record. Gene Ontology annotation, cellular component: lamellipodium; plasma membrane.